Laccaria bicolor S238N-H82 is the source of this 2334-nucleotide messenger RNA. RefSeq lists its product as uncharacterized. The transcript is spliced from 11 exons. Bases 1 to 2334 code for a protein of 777 amino acids. NCBI's taxonomy places the organism in Eukaryota, Fungi, Basidiomycota, Agaricomycetes, Agaricales, Hydnangiaceae. The record is from RefSeq and is a predicted model, not a curated record.
AUGGACAAGUCAAAACAAGUCUCGAAGCGACGAAGAGUACUUUAUGAAGUUGGAAUACUUCGUGAAGACUUGCUAUUCAGUGGGCUGGUUAUGAUAGCAGUGAAAACAGGUAUUGACUCAAAUUCUUCCACUGUUUACUGGGGUCUCCUAUUCUGUCUGGACAGCUGGGAGCCAGAAAAUGGUCUUGUGGGGUUUGAGCGCCUUGUUGCAGGUUUCUGGAAGCAUCUCAGCAUUCCCAAUCCAUAUUGCUGUAAGACCAAUUGUGAUUUCAAGAUCAUCACCAAGUGUCCCAUUGUCACAAACUCUGAAAAGAAAGAUGAGCCUGAGGGUGACAUAUCUCCACAAUCAACUGUGGUUGUCAAUAGAAGGAAAGAUGCUGCAAUAGAUAAACAGGCCUUGACUACUGAAGCUGAAACUUCAUUUGAGGGAGCUCUGGGCAAAGAGUGGAAAAAGUUUGAAGUUAUGCUUCAAUUGCCCUCACCAUCCUCCUCAAACUCUCUGUUUGGUGGUUCACCAGAAAGAUUGUCACCAGAAGACCAUGAUCAUAUGGCCGUGGAUGACCCACCACCACCAAAUUCUCCAAAGGCUCCCUCUCUCCAGGCUAUCAUCACUGACAGACUUCCUGGACCUCCUGUUCAGAAAAAGCACCCUCUGACAAUGUUUCUACCACCAUCGAGGUUAAAUGAACUACCAAGCCAUCACUCCCAUUCCACUCACAUAGUCUCUGGCCUUUCAACAAAACAAAUUCUUAGCCAGGGUGCUUUGGUACCCAUCCUUGCAAGAAACAUAGCUUCAAGCAGCUCCCAGAAGAGCUCAUGGGCUGGUCCACUUGAAAUGAGACAUAAUGCUGGGCCUACCCAAUCUCGAACAAUGCAGUUCAUCUGCAAUAUUGCUCUUCUCAAAAAAACUACAUCCAAAUUCAAGAGGCUAGAAAUGGCAAACAUCCUAUCAGAAUCAAAGAAGGUUCAGUUUAUGAGCUUUCAUGAUGUAGAAGAUUUCUACAUUUUCUCUCAAAGCUGUAAACUUCCUUGCCAGUUUGGCCAGUUUGGCCCUCAUACUCCGAGAGAUGCAGCCUUAUUCUCUCUAGUUGUAAAGAUGAUGACAAAAGCAAGAAAGGUUGCUUUGCUACCUCUCACAUCUCAUGGUCACCUGAUUGGGCAUAUUGUUUUUAUGCCUGAAGCUUUACAAUCUAACCCUCACAAUCUCCUUCAAGUUCCAUCAAAUGUCAAUGGAGUUACUGGUGAACAUUUGACUGCAGCCAUUGUCCUAUGGAGACUUCAACAUCACACCCAUUGUCUCAGCCCUUUCAAAGCAUUCCCCCAAAGGCCUUUGACCCAUGCAGAUGCUCCUGACAUCAAACAACAAGAAAACUUUCUCCAAGCCAGAAGAAAAUUUGUCCUUGCCAUCCAAAUGCUGGGCUUCCCUCAUAAACUUUAUGAAUUCUUUCAUGAUACAGUGAAAGAUAGAACCUUUUCUAUCUGGUGGAAGACACUUAAUGACAGUGAGGCUAGUGCCCAGGAGACCUCAAUGCUCAGGGACAUCCUGGAAACCACAUAUGGAAGGCUGGUUGGUUAUGAAAGAAAUGCUCGAGUCAUUUUUGUGCAUGUUUCAAGCUUUGAAACUAUUCAUAUGAUUCCUGAGCUUGUGAACAGAAGGCGGGGCUAUCCACACAGGGUACAGUUCUAUACUUAUGGAACUUCUGAAGCCAUACCAAAAGUCUUCUGGGGGAUUCGAGAACUUGAUCCAUGUGGAGGAGUUGUUACAUUUACUCCCCAUGCUUUCCUCAAAAAUCCACUUCAAGUAAUGGAUGUUUUGAGAAAAAUUCACAAUCACCCAUUGUGGGUUUCUUAUAUCCUUCCACAAGCUCUUGGCAUGCUGGCAAAAUUGUCUUGUAUGGAUGGAGAUGGAGAUCCCUUGAUUUUGAAAAAAUAUGAUCAGGGACAUUUCCUCUACACCUGGGUUUUGAAGUUCAUUGAGGAGGGAGUGACGGCUCUCUUGAACAGCCCCAAAAAAGUCAAUGAUGGUUGGAUUCAGAAUUUUUUCAAGCUACAACCACCCUCAGCUCGAGAUGUCCUUGAAAUUGCUAUUGGGGGUCUGGAAGAAAAGUUCAAAAAUGCACCAGUAUUCCAGUGGAACGGGCUUAUUGACAAAGCAAUCGAGUCCGACCUCAAGGAAAUGCAAAAACAGUUGGCUAUUAUGACAGAGUACAGGAGAUAUGUUAUCAUUACCAGUGAUGAAGAUCAUAAGCUGCAUCAACCUGAGAUUGCCUCAGAUGGGCUGGAAUGGAUCAACAUUUCAAAGUUCAAAUUCAAGGACGACUUUUACUUGAAGUGA